Aedes aegypti (yellow fever mosquito) is the source of this 1618-nucleotide messenger RNA. RefSeq lists its product as uncharacterized. The transcript has 4 exons. The record is from RefSeq and is a predicted model, not a curated record. The coding region runs from base 50 to 1297 and encodes 415 amino acids. NCBI's taxonomy places the organism in Eukaryota, Metazoa, Arthropoda, Insecta, Diptera, Culicidae.
GACCUGGUAGUAAGAUUCAUGUUAGUUUACACUUGGAUUUCGGAGCACAAUGUUAGCUAAACUUGGAUCCGUAUAUAACCGCUUUCGCAGUUGGUGGUCAAUACAAAUAGCCUGCAUGCGGAAAUGUUUGGCACUCGCUGGGGAUUGCUUUUGGUUAUUGGAUGUUUUAUUACUUUUUGGAGGAAUGCGAAGUACUUCGACUUCAAUUUGGCGAAGUGAACACUUUAUACGGCACGCAACUAACUGCCUGUUUGCCUACCAAGUAAUCGCUGCUGGAUUCCAACUGAAGAACGUCGCAACCGAUAAACAGAACGAUGUGCUGGGAAUCGUUGUGGAAAUGAUCAAAUUCACCGGCAUUUGUGCUUGUUGUUUGAGAUCGUCGUGCGUGGCUUAUUUCAAGAAAUCGUUUGAGACUUUCAAAAAUUUUAUUAUCUAUGAAUCCACAAAUUCUGGCGACAUAGUUUUCGAUGAACUGGAACGACACAAAUUCCAAACACAUGCUCGUUUAAUAUUACAAGCAGUGUUUGGAUUGAUAAUCUCCGAUACAAUUCUGCUUUCGAUACCUUGCACCGCUACGAGAAAUUUGAUCGGCUUUCCAGCACAAUUUUCGGUCGCUGGUAAAUGGGCAUCGCGUGUUUUGCAAGUGCUUCUGGUCAGCAGUUUUCCGUUGGCAACUUUUCCAAAGUUCACCAGCAGCAUGGCCAGCAAUGUAAUUCUGCUGUUGGGGAUGAGAGCCAAGCUCAACAUCGUGGCUCAUCGUUACAGGCUUAUAUUGAAUCGACACUUGUUGAAAGCAGAACACUCGAUGGAGCGAUUGGACCUAGAAGUUCGGGCAGCACUGAUUCAACAAAUAGAAUGCUGGAGACAUUUCUCGAUCGUGAAGGAUACGGUCGGGAAGACAUUCAUUCCCGUUCAUUAUUACUCAGUGUAUUGUACUGGAUCGCUACUGUACGUUUCUCAAGACAUGGGAAUCAACGCAACUUCUGGAGUCCUGGUAGCAUCUGUUUGUUUUCUUUUAUUGGAACACUACUUCACUUGCCGUCUAAUUGAUUCGCUUCGAGAUGUUACUGACUCAAUCGGAUAUACAAUUUUCCAGUUGUGUGCUCAAAUACCGUACAGUAGGGAACAUCACUCAAAGUUUAUCCGAAUGAAGCGCACUUUGAUAAUAGCCUGGAUCAACACUUGUAAUGCAACGCCUGCAAACUGUUUUCAGAUUUUUGAGAUGUCAACAUCUGCUUUCGUUCGUUUGCUGAACACCACGUACUCGGUCUUCACAUUUUUGAUUGAUGUCACUUAAACGCGGAAGUGUUCUGUGUAAUACUGCAAUUGAUGCCUGAGCAGACAUUUUUAAGGAUUUAUUUUAUACCAUCAUUUGGAGAAAAAAUACUUAAACUAAAAAUACUGUAAUUGAUGUCUGUUUAGAAUUAUUAUGGGUUUAUUUGAUAUCGUCAUUGGAAGAAAGUUUUUCUAAUAACCGAAGUAACCGUAGUACCUACGUAAAUAUUGCUUUCGUUUUAAGUUUAUCAACGGCGAAAUCAGAAUAUUACACAACACAGUCAGGUCUCCUAUCAGACGCUGCCACUCACUUUACGCCCACCGCAAUUUCUCAGCUACUGUC